Molecule: messenger RNA, 5836 nt
Organism: Synchiropus splendidus (mandarinfish)
Lineage: Eukaryota; Metazoa; Chordata; Actinopteri; Syngnathiformes; Callionymidae
Gene: smarca4a
Product: SWI/SNF related, matrix associated, actin dependent regulator of chromatin, subfamily a, member 4a
Exons: 34
Coding region: 357-5270 (1637 amino acids)
Biological process (GO): positive regulation of transcription by RNA polymerase II
Cellular component (GO): nucleus
Molecular function (GO): transcription factor binding; histone binding; ATP-dependent chromatin remodeler activity
Source: RefSeq, a predicted model, not a curated record
UCGUCUAUUCACUGGCGCUUGUUUUCAACGCGGCCUUUCAAGUCGAGGGGAAACCCUCAUUUUAAAUGAAGAUCGUGGAAGGAUAAACGGAGAUUAUUGUUCUUUUAUUCGCGUGUCGAGCUACCAUCCCCCCACGUCACCACCGCUGACGGCGAGGCGGCGGUAGAGGGCGCUGUAGAUCUCCUGCCUGCCGUCCGCGAAGGGGGGUGAAGGAAAAAACCAACCGGGUAGGUCGCUCUUUGUUUCUGUUGGAAGGAAAAACCAAGAGACGCUGCGACCGGCGAGUUUACCAAACAUCACCUCUCACCGCUUCUGGGUGUUUUUUGCUGCCGUACAUUCCCAGAGCCCCGUGUGAGAUGUCCACCCCUGACCCUCCGAUGGGAGGGACACCUCGGCCCGGUCCCUCCCCAGGACCAGGGCCAUCUCCAGGAGGCAUGAUGGGUCCAAGCCCAGGUCCCUCUCCUGGUUCAGCCCAUAGCAUGAUGGGUCCCAGUCCCGGACCUCCUGCAUCAGGACACCAGCACCCUCCACAGGGACCCUCAGGAUAUCCUCAGGACAACAUGCACCAGAUGCACAAACAGCCCAUGGAAGCCAUGCACGAGAAGGGAAUGCCUGAUGACCCUCGCUAUGGCCAGAUGAAGGGCAUGCCCAUGAGGCCCGGGGGCCACGCAGGGAUGGGCCCCCCUCCAAGUCCCAUGGACCAACAUUCUCAAGGUUAUCCGUCGCCACUCGGCGGGUCUGAGCAUGCCCCCAGCCCUGUCCCAGCCAACGGACCCCCGUCUGGACCCAUGAUGUCAGGUGGACCCCCGGGCCCUGGCUCAGGCCCCAUGGAAGGAGGUGGAGACCCCAACCAGGGAAUGGGGCAGCCGAGCCGCAGCGGCCCCCAAGGUCCGGGUGGACCUGGUGGCGCAGCGGGCGGACCAGGUGGCCCAGGAGGACCGACGCCUUUCAAUCAGAACCAGUUGCAUCAACUGAGAGCUCAGAUUAUGGCCUACAAAAUGUUGGCGCGCAGUCAGCCGCUGCCCGAGCACCUGCAGAUGGCCGUGCAGGGGAAGCGCCCCAUGCCAGGGAUGCAGCAGCAGCCCAUGCCCAACAUGCCCCCUUCCUCUGGACCUGGAGCCGGGCCAGGACCAGCUCAGGCAAACUACAACAGACCUCAUGGCAUGGUUGGACCCAAUAUGCCACCCCCUGGACCUGGAGUCUCUCCCGGUAUGCAGGGUCAGCCUACGAAUGGCCCCCCGAAGCCCUGGCCUGAAGGACCGAUGGUGAACGCUGCUGCCCCCUCCAACCCUCCUCAGAAGCUGAUUCCGCCCCAGCCUACCGGCAGACCCUCCCCUGCUCCUCCGUCAGUGCCGCCAGCUGCCUCCCCGGUGAUGCCUCCUCAGACUCAGUCCCCCGGGCAGCCGGCCCAGCCCCCGACUAUGAUGCUGCACCAGAAGCAGAAUCGCAUCACUCCCAUCCAAAAACCUCGCGGGCUGGACCCAGUAGAGAUCCUCCAGGAGAGGGAGUACAGGCUGCAGGCCCGUAUUGCUCACCGUAUCCAGGAGCUGGAGAACCUGCCAGGCUCUUUAGCUGGUGACCUCCGCACCAAAGCCACGAUCGAGCUGAAGGCCCUGCGGCUGCUCAACUUCCAGAGACAGUUGCGUCAGGAGGUCGUCGUCUGCAUGCGCCGAGACACAGCUUUGGAAACCGCCCUCAACGCCAAAGCCUACAAGCGCAGCAAGCGCCAGUCUCUGCGCGAAGCUCGCAUCACUGAGAAACUUGAGAAACAGCAGAAGAUUGAGCAGGAGCGGAAACGCCGACAGAAGCACCAGGAAUACCUCAACAGCAUCCUGCAGCACGCCAAGGACUUUAAAGAAUACCAUCGCUCCAUCACUGCCAAGAUCCAGAAGGCCACCAAAGCCGUUGCCACCUACCACGCCAACACCGAGCGCGAACAGAAGAAGGAGAACGAGCGCAUCGAGAAGGAGCGUAUGCGGAGGCUGAUGGCCGAAGAUGAGGAAGGUUACCGAAAACUCAUCGACCAGAAGAAAGACAAGCGCCUGGCCUACCUGCUGCAGCAGACGGACGAGUACGUGGCCAACCUCACUGAGCUGGUGCGAGCUCACAAAGCCGCGCAAGCUCUCAAAGAGAAGAAGAAGAAGAAGAAAAAGAAGAAGCCUGAGCCAGCUGAAGGUGGCGGUGCUGCUCUUGGUCCUGACGGAGAGCCCUUGGACGAGACCAGUCAAAUGAGCGACCUCCCAGUCAAGGUCAUCCACGUGGACAGCGGGAAGAUCCUGACGGGGGUGGAUGCACCGAAGGCGGGUCAGCUGGAGGCCUGGCUGGAGAUGAACCCAGGAUAUGAAGUAGCGCCUCGCUCAGAUAGUGAAGACAGCGGCUCGGAGGAAGAAGAGGACGACGAGGAGGAGGACUCUCAAGCUGCUUCGUCACAGUCCGAUGAGAAGAAGAAGAUUCCUGACCCGGACAGUGAAGACGUGUCUGAAGUGGAUGUCCGGCACAUCAUCGAGCACGCCAAGCAAGACGUGGACGACGAGUACGGCAACGCAUCCUUCAACCGCGGCCUGCAGUCAUACUACGCCGUCGCUCACGCCGUCACUGAGAAGGUGGACAAGCAGUCGUCGUUGCUGGUCAACGGGCAGCUCAAGCAAUAUCAGAUCAAAGGUCUGGAGUGGCUGGUGUCGCUUUACAACAACAACCUGAAUGGCAUCCUGGCUGAUGAGAUGGGUCUGGGGAAAACCAUCCAGACCAUCGCCCUCAUUACUUACCUCAUGGAGUACAAGCGCAUCAACGGGCCCUUCCUCAUUAUUGUACCUCUCUCAACUCUGUCGAACUGGGUGUACGAGUUUGACAAGUGGGCUCCGUCUGUGGUCAAGGUCUCUUACAAGGGGUCUCCCGCUGCUCGCCGUGCGUUCGUGCCCAUCCUGCGCAGCGGCAAGUUCAAUGUCCUGCUCACCACGUACGAGUACAUCAUCAAAGAUAAGCAAGUGCUGGCCAAGCUGCGUUGGAAGUACAUGAUUGUGGACGAGGGCCACCGUAUGAAGAACCAUCACUGUAAGCUGACUCAGGUUUUGAACACGCACUACUUGGCCCCCCGGCGACUGCUGCUGACCGGGACGCCGCUGCAGAACAAGCUGCCCGAGCUGUGGGCGCUGCUCAACUUCCUCCUGCCCACCAUCUUCAAAAGCUGCAGCACCUUUGAGCAGUGGUUCAAUGCACCCUUCGCCAUGACCGGAGAGAAGGUGGACCUGAACGAGGAGGAGACCAUCCUCAUUAUCCGUCGUCUGCACAAAGUGCUGCGGCCGUUCUUGCUGCGUCGACUGAAGAAGGAAGUGGAAGCUCAGCUUCCUGAAAAGGUGGAGUAUGUGAUCAAGUGCGACAUGUCGGCGCUACAGAGAGUGCUCUACCGACACAUGCAGGCCAAGGGAGUGCUGCUCACCGACGGCUCCGAGAAGGACAAGAAGGGUAAAGGUGGAACGAAGACCUUGAUGAACACCAUCAUGCAGCUGAGGAAGAUCUGCAACCAUCCCUACAUGUUCCAGCACAUCGAGGAGUCUUUCUCUGAGCAUCUGGGCUAUUCCGGUGGGAUCGUGUCGGGCCCCGACCUUUUCCGCUCCUCCGGCAAGUUCGAGCUGCUGGAUCGAAUCCUGCCAAAGCUGCGGGCCACCAACCACAAAGUGCUGCUCUUCUGUCAGAUGACCUCGCUUAUGACCAUCAUGGAGGACUACUUUGCGUAUAGGAACUUCAAAUACCUUCGUCUGGACGGGACCACAAAGGCUGAGGACCGAGGAAUGCUGCUGAAGACCUUCAACGAUCCGGCCUCGGAGUACUUUGUGUUCCUGCUGAGCACCAGGGCUGGAGGCCUGGGUCUGAAUCUGCAGUCCGCCGACACGGUCAUCAUCUUCGACAGCGACUGGAACCCUCACCAGGACUUGCAGGCUCAGGACCGAGCUCACCGGAUUGGCCAGCAGAACGAGGUGCGCGUGCUUCGCCUCUGCACCGUCAACAGCGUGGAGGAGAAGAUCCUGGCGGCGGCCAAGUACAAGCUGAACGUGGACCAGAAAGUCAUCCAAGCUGGCAUGUUUGACCAGAAGUCUUCAGGCUGUGAGCGCCGGGCCUUCUUACAGGCCAUUCUGGAGCACGAGGAGCAGGACGAGGUCGGGGCCCGCGGAGGCUGCCGCACUAGGGGGGCGUGGGAGGAGGACGAAGUCCCGGAUGACGAGACGGUGAACCAGAUGAUCGCCAGAAGCGAAGAGGAGUUCGAACAGUUCAUGCGCAUGGAUCUGGACCGGCGCCGUGAGGAGGCGCGCAACCCUAAAAGAAAGCCUCGUUUGAUGGAGGAGGACGAUCUGCCUGGCUGGAUCCUGAAGGACGACGCCGAGGUGGAACGGCUGACUUGUGAGGAGGAGGAGGAGAAGAUGUUUGGGCGAGGGUCCCGGCAGCGUAAAGAGGUGGACUACAGCGACUCGCUCACAGAGAAGCAGUGGCUGAAGGCAAUCGAAGAAGGAAACCUGGAGGACAUUGAGGAAGAGGUCCGCACCAAGAAGACCACUAGAAAACGCAAGCGAGACCGCGACCUGGACGGAGGUCCGUCUACGCCAAGUUCCAGCGGCGGCCGAGGCCGCGACAAGGACGAUGAAGGCAAGAAGGCAAAGAAGCGCGGACGACCGCCGGCAGAGAAGCUGUCGCCCAACCCGCCCUCGCUCACCAAGAAGAUGAAGAAGAUCGUAGACGCGGUGAUCAAAUACAAGGACAGCAGCAAUGGAAGACAGCUAAGCGAAGUGUUCAUCCAGCUGCCGUCUCGCAAGGAGCUGCCCGAGUACUACGAGCUGAUCCGCAAGCCUGUGGACUUCAGGAAGAUCAAGGAAAGAAUUCGGAGCCACAAGUACCGCAGCCUGAACGACCUGGAGAAGGACGUGAUGCUGUUGUGUCAGAACGCUCAGACCUUCAACCUGGAGGGCUCACUGAUCUACGAGGACUCCAUCGUGCUGCAGUCCGUCUUCACCAGCGUGAGGCAGAAGAUCGAGAAGGAUGACGAGAGCGAAGGGGAGGAGAGCGAGGAAGAGGAGGAGGAGCUGGACGAAGGCUCGGAGUCUGAAUCUCGGUCCGUGAAGGUGAAGAUUAAACUGAGCCGGAAAGAAAAGGGCGACCGAGGAGGGAAGGGUCAGAAGCGAAGGGGCCGCGGUGCCCGAGCCAAACCUGUGGUGAGCGACGACGACAGCGAGGAAGAGCAGGAGGAGGAGCGUUCGGCCAGCGGCAGCGAGGAGGACUGAUCCGACCAGCGGCCAUUGAGCUGCUGGAUUGACUGGACUUUAUAUAUUUUACUUAGAUACAGCAGGGAGACGGCCAGUGGAGAGGAUCCAUCUAGACCAGCUGGUUUUAGUGAGACUAUUGUACUCUCUAAAUUAAGUAUACCAUCAAUUAAAAAAGAAAAAAAAAAGUAUGAACGACCACCUCCAUAUUUAAACAGUUUUCCAUGAAUAGUAGUCUUUUUUUUUUCUUUUGUGUUUUUCCAUGUACGUGGAGUCGGACAGCUCGAUUUAGUCGACACGAAGUUAUCAUGUGAACGCGGCCAGUUCUGCUCCGGGGUGGCCUGGCCUUGUUUUUGAGUGCAUGUGGUGCGUGUCUGUGGAACUGCACAUGGACGUGUGUCUUUGUUAUUAUCUGUGUAAUUUAAGACUACAAGCGGGAUCACGGUACAUCCCAACCCGUAGCCCCUCCCUCUCAGGUGGGCGUGUGCAGGGGGGAGGGAGGGACAGGACCAUUUUUCUCGUGUCGUUGUCACUGGAUUCCAAAAAGUACAAUAAAGGCAUCUCUUAAUAACAACUGCCUCUUAGCU